Messenger RNA from Plasmopara halstedii, 702 nucleotides. RefSeq lists its product as uncharacterized. Bases 1 to 702 code for a protein of 233 amino acids. The record is from RefSeq and is a predicted model, not a curated record. The transcript has a single exon. NCBI's taxonomy places the organism in Eukaryota, Oomycota, Peronosporomycetes, Peronosporales, Peronosporaceae.
AUGCGUUUCUCUAGUGCUGAUCGAAGUGCUGGACGUUGUUCAAUAUCGUUUUCGUAUUUCUGCAAAUCACCAAUUUCAGAAGUGAUUGCCGCCUCACCUGAAAUCCCAAUUCCGUCGGUGCUAGCAACGCCUUCAGGUAAAUCCCGCUCAAAUACGCUUGUUGAGGCUUCUGCCGCCAGACCAGCAUUCGUUGAUUCAGCUAGUGUCAAGCUCACACUCUUCUAUCUUCCAUUUUCCCGACCAACGACGGUUCAUUUUGUUCCCUCAUACGCUGCAAAUAUCUCUGUAAACACGCACAUCAUUCAAUCAAUGUCUAUCGGUCACUUGUUUUACAAAGUUUUCAUUGUCGCGCUAUCCCUCUUUGUCGGCAUUGCAACAUAUGUAUAUGUUCGCGAUGACUUACACUCUAUUCGCGCUUCCAAGGCAAACUCGACUUCCAUACACGAAGAACGGAUGAAAGGUCAAGAAUAUUCGAAAGCUAUGAUCGAUGACGGGAAUAAAAGCGAGAUCUUCCCAAUUCUACAAAUGGGUCUUCCUACAGUUAAAGAUGCAGAGCUCGUAAAAGGAGUGGAACAUCAGCUUCCGGAAGCAGUUGCGGCAGAAGCCUCAACAAGCGUAUCUGGGCGGGAUUUACUUGAAGGCGUUGCUAGCACCGCGCAACAUACCACCCAUGAUCCGACUGAUGUUUCAUCUCGAAAUUAG